Messenger RNA from Dioscorea cayenensis subsp. rotundata (Guinea yam), 1122 nucleotides. Its product is annotated as transcription factor UNE10-like. The record is from RefSeq and is a predicted model, not a curated record. Bases 153 to 875 code for a protein of 240 amino acids. NCBI's taxonomy places the organism in Eukaryota, Viridiplantae, Streptophyta, Magnoliopsida, Dioscoreales, Dioscoreaceae. Gene Ontology annotation, cellular component: nucleus. Gene Ontology annotation, molecular function: protein dimerization activity. The transcript is spliced from 7 exons.
AGAAGCAAAUACCACUGUCUACGCACGCACGCACGCACGCACGCAACCUCUUAUUCAAUGCACCUCUCUGCUCCUCUUUUGUACCCUUGCUUGCCUUUUUCUCAACUGAAACUGUAGAGAAAGAAGAACAGCAGGUCAUCUUCUCUUCAGAAAUGCCAUUGUCUUCCCUAUACUCCAUUGAUAGUAGCUUGGAUUUUGAUGGGUGGUGUGACUAUGAUUGUGAGAGUGAGGGAGGGGCUGAGUUCUCAGAGGAGCCGGUGAAAUUGGAGAACUCGAGGUCUUCUGGCUUGAAGAGAAGCCGGGCUGCAGAAGUUCACAACUUGUCAGAAAAGAGGAGAAGAAGCAGGAUUAAUGAGAAAAUGAAGGCUUUGCAGAAUCUGAUUCCCAAUUCAAACAAGACUGACAAAGCAUCCAUGCUUGACGAGGCAAUUGAAUACCUCAAGCAGCUGCAGCUUCAAGUUCAGAUACUGUCAAUGAGAAAUGGGCUAAGUCUUCACCCCAUGUAUCUCCCAGAAAACCUGCAGCUUAUGCAGCAGCCAUCGCAGAUGGGUAUGGGAUUUGCCGUCAAUGGUGCCAGAUCAGAAGCAAACAUGAGCGUGGCAGACAUGUUACAGCAACAUUGCUCUCAUACAUUGAAUCAAUCUGAAUUAUGCUACCAGCCUCCGAUCGCACCUAAUGCAACAAAUAUUAAUAAUCUCACAUGCACAUUUCAUGAAUCAUUUCAAUUGCCUAUAGCUGAAGAGUUAAAAGAAGAGCCGGAAGUUCAGCAGCAAUCUAAGGCAGCAAAGAAAUUAACAAGGAACCUAGCAUCAGAUAAGCAAAUAGUUAUGGAGAGCACAGAGCCAAUGGGGACAACCAGGAUAUACAUUGAGUGAGUGAUCACAUGCAUGAAUUCAUUGAAAGAGAGAUGUUGCAUUUUGUGCACCCAGUUAUGGCCUGUCUGCAUGUUUUGUCUAGUUGUUUUCCCUGCAAACUUUUGUAACAACAAAUAUAUAGACAGGAGAUGUUCUCUUCAUGGAAUCUCACUGUAUUUUUGGGGAUUUAGUAUGUCUGAAGAGUCUAUCUUUAGUGUUUUGGGUUGUUGGAGAUAAUCUUUAUUUUCAAUGAUAUUUUUAUGAACCA